Molecule: messenger RNA, 5305 nt
Organism: Phanerochaete carnosa HHB-10118-sp
Lineage: Eukaryota; Fungi; Basidiomycota; Agaricomycetes; Polyporales; Phanerochaetaceae
Exons: 7
Coding region: 119-4294 (1391 amino acids)
Cellular component (GO): membrane
Source: RefSeq, a predicted model, not a curated record
UUCAUUCGCCUCCUGGUCCGCAGCUGCACUUUGCCUUGCCGUCAUCUUAGGAGCUGCCAGCUCAUUACUCAGGUUGCGGAUUUGUUGAACCCGCCACAAUACCUGCUACACGACAAACAUGGCGGGGCAGGCGGGAUACUGUGCCAUGCGGAGCCAUUGUGGGCCAAAAGACUGGGUUAGCAAGUCUUUGCCUUGCCCGUCUAAUGAACCUGCUUCGGAGGAGGGUGUCGACCGCGACCUCCUAGUAUCAAUAUGCGGCGAAGAAUUUGCGGAUGGCGGAACGUGUUGCACCACAGAUCAACUCGAAGCUCUACGAGAUAACCUCGGUCAAGCAGAGAACAUCAUUGCGUCUUGCCCAGCAUGCAGGAACAACUUUCGAAAGUUCUGGUGUACCUUCACUUGCUCUCCCGAUCAGGCAACCUUCUUAAACGUCACUAGUACCCAGAAGUCCGUUCUAGACCAGACAGCAGUCAAGUCAGUCGACUUCAUCGUUUCUGAACGCUUCGGUCAGGGAUUUUAUGACAGCUGCAAGAGCAUACAAGUUGGUGCCACGAAUGGAUACGCCAUGGAUCUCAUUGGUGGUGGUGCGAAAGACUACCGUUCGUUCCUCCAGUUCAUGGGCGACGUGAAGGAUAUUGGCAGUCCAUUCCAGAUCAACUUUCCUGAACAGGUACCCCCCGAAAUGACACCCUUCGAUGCCAGACCCCGUAAUUGCGCGGAUAACGACCUCGGCAGCCGCUGUACAUGCAUAGACUGUCCCUCCGUAUGUCAAACACUUCCCCCGGUACCCCCGCCAGGUUCCGAACCGUCGUGUCACGUCGGCGCGUUCAGCUGCUUGUCCUUUUCCCUCGUUAUUCUAUACGGCCUCUGCGUGCUCGCCUUCGUUGUGGGGUACAUCAUCCCAUUUACAAUACGAAAGAGGAAGGAGAGAUCCUACGAGCGUGUCGCCCUAUCCGCGGAUGGUGCAUCCGACAACACGCCGCUAUCACCGCGGUCCCAUUCUCGAGGUCUUGUCGGAGCAUCCUCCUUGGCACACCAGGACGUCGACGAGUCUUCGGGGAACUUCUCGGAUUCCCGCCAUCUCGGACGAGGCGCGUCAUUGCUGGAUCCCAUCGAGACGGUCCAACCUCGUCAGUAUAGAUUGAAUGCGUACCUCCGUCGUACCUUCUACCGCCUGGGACUUCUGGCCGCCACAUAUCCCUGGAUGACGUUCGCCGUCAUGUUCGCCUUCAUGGCUCUGCUGAAUUUCGGCUGGAGCGAAUUCAAGAUCGAGACAGACCCUGUUCGACUUUGGGUUGCUCCAGAUUCCGAGAGUAGGAUGCAGAAGGAGUACUUCGACGAGCACUUUGGACCCUUCUAUCGCCCGCAACAGAUUUACGUAACCGUGGCUACACAGUCGCCUUUUGACCUGCAGGGUAGCGAUGCCUUAGCAGCUGUUGCCAGCGAGCAGAAGCCCCCGGUGUUGUCGUGGGAUCAUCUCAAGUAUUGGCUUAGUAUCGAGGCCGAGAUACGCGAACUGAAAUCCUCUCCCAAUACGUACACCCUGGACGAUGUUUGCUUCAAGCCCCUCGGACCUGAUGGCGCAUGUGUCGUGCAGUCUGUAGGAGGAUGGUUCGGCAAUGACCUCGAGGCAUAUGAACCAGAUACAUGGGAAGACCGUCUCUCGCAUUGUGCCAAAUCACCGGUAGACUGCAGGCCAGACUUUCAGCAGCCCCUCGCCCCACAGUACGUGCUAGGUGGUAUACCUGAGGUCAACGAUACCAAGAUGUACCUGGAGUCACAGUCGCUCGUUAUCACCAUCGUCGUAUCGGACUCCCUUGACCGGGAAAUCCAAGACAGGGCCCUUGAAUGGGAGCGCACGUUACGGGCCUACUUAGAAGACCUUAGCGAGCGCAUUCCUCGGGAGGCCGGCCUGGAUAUAGCCUUCUCAACCGGCGUGUCACUGGAAGAGGAGCUUAACAAGAGCGCAAACACGGAUGUCAGGAUUGUUGUCUUGUCAUAUCUUGCCAUGUUCUUUUAUGUGUCCCUUACACUCGGCAACGGGUUCGCAGGUCGAGACGAAGAGGGUGUCUCCGCAUCGCUCGCUAGGUGGGCUAGGAACUUCCCCAAGCUCUUCAGUUCCUCCGCUGCAACAGCGUCCAUCGACUCUAGCAACAUGCCGACCCUCUUCCCUCGCUUGCCCCGCAAACUCUUUAUUGGCUCAAAAGUCAUCUUGGGCCUCUUUUCCAUCUCCCUUGUCAUACUUUCCGUCUCGUCAUCUGUCGGCUUCUUCUCUAUUCUUGGCGUUCGCGCCACACUGAUCAUUGCUGAGGUUAUACCAUUCCUUGUGUUGGCUGUCGGCGUCGACAACGUCUUCAUUCUCGUGCACGAGAUGGACCGACAGAACAUCCUCCAUGGACCGAAUGCCUCUCCAACAGCCAACUUCAGUGGAACGACUCCACUCUCUCCAACACAGUCUCGCGCACGCCCGCAGUUUGAGCCAUCACCCUCGCACGAUGACUCAGUUGACGCGGAGUCGAUGCCGUUGUACCUAUCCAUCGAGGAACGUGUCGCGCGGACAUUGGCCAAGAUGGGUCCGUCAAUUUUGCUCAGCACGAUCACGGAGUUUGUUGCGUUUGCUCUCGGCGCGAUUGUGCCCAUGCCGGCUGUGCGCAACUUCGCUCUGUACGCAGCGGGCAGCGUGCUCCUCAAUGCUAUGUUGCAAGUUACUGUCCUUGUCAGUGCAAUGGCUCUGGACCAGCGACGAGUAGAGGCGAGCAGGGUUGACUGCUUCCCCUGCAUUCGCUUGCCAUCGCGCAUUGCCCUCAUGGAUCCGCCGCAAGCCGGGAGCGGACUUGGCAUAUUGGGCAAAUUCAUUCGUCGCCACUACGCCCCCUUCUUACUCAAGCCUAUUGUCAAGGGCAUCGUAUUGCUGACAUUCGCCGGCUUGCUGGUAUGUUCUGUAAUAUAUAUUCAGCAUAUUGAGCUCGGACUUGACCAAAGGUUGGCACUGCCUUCCGAGUCGUACCUGAUCAAGUGGUUCGAUAGCGUCGACGCCUAUCUCCAAAUCGGCCCUCCAGUCUACUUCGUUGUGGAGGAUGCACAUGUUGAGAGUCGCACCAUCCAACAGGAGCUCUGCGGCCGCUUUACCACAUGUGACGAUUUCUCAGUCGCCAAUUUACUCGAGGCGGAGCGCAAGAGAACGGAAUCGUCGUUCAUCUCGGAUCCGACGGCGUCCUGGAUCGACGACUUCAUGGGCUGGUUGAACCCCACGAAUGGGAAGUGCUGCCGCAUUAACAAGCGCGACCCUAGCAAGUUCUGCACAGACAGACAAUCUCCACGAAUAUGUAAGCCGUGCUUCGAGGAUCGCGAGCCCGCCUGGAACAUUACGAUGGACGGGUUCCCUCAGGAUGAGGAGUUCAUGCGCUAUCUUAAGCAGUGGCUCAUCUCGCCGACGUCAGAAGACUGUCCCCUCGCUGGCGCGGCGUCCUUUGGCACAGCUCUCUCCUUCAACGAAGAUAGUACCCAGGUUGUUGCGUCCCAUUUCCGCACUAUGCACAAGCCUCUCAAGUCGCAAGCGGAUUAUAUUGACUCCUUCCACGCCGCACACCGCAUCGCAGACGAAAUCUCAGAGAGUACCGGCCUGCGCGUCUUCCCAUACUCCUUCCAUUACGUCUUUUUCGACCAGUACGCGCACAUCAUAGCCAUCACGGAACAGGUUCUUGGGCUUGGCCUCGCGGCGGUGCUCAUUGUAACUGCGCUGCUUCUUGGCUCGUGGCGCACGGGCAGCAUCGUUACAGGCGUCGUCGCGCUCACUGUUGUGAACGUCAUGGGCGUGAUGGGCAUCUGGAACAUCAACCUGAACGCCAUCAGCCUCGUGAACCUCGUCAUCUCGCUCGGCAUCGCGGUCGAGUUCUGCGCGCACGUCGCCAGAGCAUUCAUGAGCUCGGGCUCGGGCUUGCCCAUCGACCAUCCCGCAGGGCAGAAGGAGCGCGACGAGCGUAUGUGGACAGCGUUGAUUGACGUUGGGCCCUCGGUAUUGUCCGGAAUCACAUUCACGAAGCUAAUUGGAAUGUCCGUACUCGCGCUCACACACUCAAAGAUCCUCGAGGUCUACUACUUCAGAAUGUGGAUUACUCUGAUCAUAGCCGGUGCUCUACACGGCCUCGUGCUACUCCCUGUCGUUCUCAGCUUAGCUGGCGGUCCCGGCUUCCCGUUGCAAGAAGCGGACGAGGAAUGGAUGUCGCAUGCUAUCAGGAAUGAUUAUGAAUAUACCCCAUUCCUUGCAGACGAUGACUCUGGGGUCAGCGACUAAUCGUUUACAUAUCAUACCUAGGACCUGUUAUUUUAUUCCCUCAGCGCCACUCAUCACGGCCAGUAGGAGCAAACAGCGAUGUAUUGUUCCGUACUGUACUUGAAAUAUAGCAUUCGGCACUUCGUACUGGGGCAAAAAGAGAGUGACUAUGUGAAAUCCCUGGAUCACGGCGGUGGCGACCGUGACCUGCUAUCCCUGAUAUCAUCCCUACUGGAGCUCCUUGCACGGCUGCGCGAACGCGUACGACUCCUACUACGCGAGUACCGAGAGUAUGACGAGUACGACAUCGAGCGAGUGCGGGAGCGCGGCGUGAGGGUCCUGGUCCUGGACCGGCUCGAGCGCACAGAGUAGCUUCGUGAGCGUGAGCGGCGGCGGUAUCCCGUGCCGCCGCGCUCGUAGCUUGGCGACCUCCGGCGUGGCGGCAGGCGGUCGCCCCUGCGUAUGGGCGAACGCGAGCGAGAGCGCGAGGGUGGACGGUACGUGUCUCUGGGCGGCGGGCCGCGGCGUCCGUACCGGGGCCGGUAUUCGAAGCGGUCGAAACGAUCGCGCCUGCCGAAGCUGCGGCGCGGCGGCGAGCGUGAGCGGGAAGGGGAGCGUGAGUACGACCGGGGCUUGGUGCGGCCGUUGCGUGGUGGUGGACGGGGUGAGCGCGAGCGCGAGCGGACGGGGAGCUCUGAGAGCUCGACUUUGAGGAUCGCGCCGUCGAGCUGACCACCGUUCAUGUGGGAGGCGGCGCGGUGCGCUGACGCGGACUCUGCGAACUCGAGGGACGCUUUGCCUCUGUUUUGGCCGGAUUUUCCGAAUAGCGGCAGGUCAAUCUUCGAUAUCUCCCCGUAAAAGCUGAAGAUGGUCUGCAAGUGGGACUCUACGACGUUCCUUGUGAGGUUCGUAACGAUGAUCACUUUUGCGAGCGGCUUGUCUAUUCUGUCAUCGGCGUCCAUGUCCACGUCGGCGUCGCGGAGCGGAUGUGGCGAGGUUGAGCGUCCCCGGGUCGACAUGUUGUUGUGAGCU